AAUAGUAGGCGGUGCAUUUGCCGGUGAGACGCAAAAACAUGGCGCUGGGAAGUUCUCUGUAUCGGGCGCUCUUCCGCAGAACUUCUACCUUCACGCUGACCAUAGUGAUCGGCGCGGUGUUGUUCGAGCGGGCGUUUGACCAGGGGGCGGAUGCUGUGUAUGAUCAUCUCAACAGAGGGAAAUUAUGGGAGCACAUCAAACACAAGUACGAGCAGUCAGAAGAAUAGACUGACCAGACUGAUGUGUAAAGAAAAAGACUGAAUAGGCUGGCCUGUCAUCAGGGAGAAGAACAGAAUCCCCUACAAAAACCUUUCCCUGAAACUCUGCAGACUGUUUUUUCAGAUGUAUUUGUGAUUUUGCUCUGUGUCUGUUUAAUACAACUCCAUGUAAAGUCUCUAAUAAAACUGUCAGCUAUGAUGGACUGAAGUGAUA
Molecule: messenger RNA, 432 nt
Organism: Xenopus laevis (African clawed frog)
Lineage: Eukaryota; Metazoa; Chordata; Amphibia; Anura; Pipidae
Product: cytochrome b-c1 complex subunit 9
Exons: 2
Coding region: 39-227 (62 amino acids)
Source: RefSeq, a predicted model, not a curated record